AUGUCCAUGUUCAAAUCAGCUGCAGAUAUUUCCUCUUCUGAUUCACAAUCCAGUGACAGUGAGAGUGAAGAUGUGGCCAUUGCAACCACAACCUGUUCUUCGACGGAGAAGACUUCGCCCCACGGGAAGGGUACUGCGACUGCUCCAGUUUUGACCGGGGAGAGCCGUGGAACUAGCAAUCAAGCCCCCAUAGAUGGACUUGAUAUUAAUACGGAGGGACAUGCCAACAUCAUGACAGCUGCCCUCCUUGAAUUUUACUGCCUUAGUCGUGCUGCCGAUAUCCUUAAUUCCCAGGGAGGCUCGCAUAAGCGGUUCACGCGGGACUCUCCGGAAGUACAAUUCUUGGGGAAAAAGAUGUACACUUAUAAAUCACAGUUCCUGUCAUCACACGGUGUUUUGGCCAGUGGUGCCGAUAACGAUGAAUUGGGGUCCACUCGGCAGUACUACCGGGAUAAUCUGGAUAUGCUCGGCGUCUCUGCCUUAGAAGAUCUUGAUUUAGAAGAUGCUCAAGGACAACCUCCACUUGAUGGUGCGGGAAAUCUUGUCCUGGCAUCGACUACGGCAAGCUUGCAGAUUCGUUCAAAUAAGGACGUUGCAAGUUUGCCGUCACAACAGCUCCCCGAUCCUCCUGGAUUUAUGGACGUGGGUUCAGGUGCAGUGAGGAAUUUUCGACUUGACUUGAGUAGCCUGCCAACUCGGCCAUUGCCGCUUUCCGGAAGCUCGCCUGUGAGUUUUCCAUUGUUCGAUCAGAACCCACGGACGCCGACUGAGCAUAUGUCUCGGUAUUCAAUGGAGUUCUCAGAAGUCAAAAUCCUGGGGCGUGGAUCCUUUGGCGAAGUAUACCAUGUACGGAACCACAUCGACGGACAGAGUUAUGCGGUAAAGAAAAUCCCUAUUAGCCAGAAACGACUGGAGCAGCUGCAGUGUGGAAGCGAAAACCAACUCGAAAACAUCAUGAAGGAGAUAAGAACCCUCGCUCGGCUUGAGCACACAAACGUGGUGCGCUAUUACGGCGCCUGGGUGGAAAAAGUGCAUAUGCCGGCUUACCUACCAUCAGGACCACCGGCUUCUGUCAAAUUCGAAACCGAACAAGCCGCAGAUGAAUCUAUAUGCCAUGAAUCCCAUGAGGAACAGAGCUUUGGAAUCGUCUUUGAACAUUCCGAAAGUUCAACUACUGAGACUAACACGGAUUAUUUGACAGAACAGAGAUCGAUGACCUCCAGUCGGUCUCGACGUCGGAGCAGCCAUGCCAGCCAUGCCACGGUGACUUCACGUUCUUCAAAAAAGAGCUCCGCGCAUAGCUUUGGAGAGGAGGAUGAGGAGAUUGAAUCGAUCCCUCGCGAUUUUACUGGACCCUCGAUCGGCCAAAUGUCGACGUUCGGUGGCACUGACAAUGACGUCUUCACGGAUGGAUUCAGCCAUGACCCGUCAAAAUUACAGGUGCAACGGAGGCAUCGAAGCGAGGCUCAGAUUCCCGCAGUGGUCCUUCAUAUUCAGAUGUCGCUUCACCCCAUUUCUCUUAGCUCUUACUUAAGUCCCGAGCCAUAUAGAGGAAUAGGGGAUCAUCAAGAUGUGCCACGACGCCAUUGCUUUCAUUUGGUGCCGUCUUUGAAAAUGAUGCUUCGCAUUAUCUCGGGCGUUGACUAUCUCCACGCUAAGGGGAUCGUCCAUCGGGAUCUUAAACCAGCCAAUAUCUUCCUUUCAUCUCCUGAAACCAGACACUUUGAUGGAUGCCCUCCAUGUCAGCUAGUACAUAAUCAUCCUUCGCGGUACUGUCAUCCCCGAAUCGGGGACUUUGGACUUGUCGCCGACAUCUCACAUCUCAAGGAAAGCUCCCCGACGAGUCCUGGUCCGUCUAUCCACAAUGGUGGGAAGGUGCACCGUGUCGUUGGUACGGAAUUCUACCGUCCACCCUUAGUGGACAAGAGAGGAGUCACCAUGGACUUGGAACACAAUUGGGUGAACGACUAUUAUGCGAUUGACGAAACCCUUGAUAUUUACGCUCUUGGGGUGAUCCUAUUUGAGCUGGUCUAUCGCCUGAAUACCAAAAUGGAGCGACAAUUGGUCUUAUCCGAGUUGACCAGAGUUCCACACGACCACGGGUGCGUCGGGCCGUUGUUCCCCGCUGAUUUUGCCCGGAAGGUGGAUCAAGGAGAUGUGAUGCUCGAUGACCAGCAAUCAGUCGCGGAAUCAUUGAUGACUUGCAUCAAGGGCAUGCUGGACCCUAUGCCUCAUCGACGCUGGAACUGUGUGGAUACGGUGAAACAUUUGCAGAGGAUUUUAAGCGUUGCGGAGAAGGCUUGCUCGUCGGUUGCGCAUACAGAAUAG
Aspergillus tanneri is the source of this 2328-nucleotide messenger RNA. Its product is annotated as putative protein kinase. Gene Ontology annotation, biological process: protein phosphorylation. Bases 1 to 2328 code for a protein of 775 amino acids. Lineage: Eukaryota; Fungi; Ascomycota; Eurotiomycetes; Eurotiales; Aspergillaceae. The record is from RefSeq and is a predicted model, not a curated record. The transcript has a single exon. Gene Ontology annotation, molecular function: protein kinase activity; ATP binding.